CAUGCAUACACGAGCGCUAUUAGAGACCCUUGGAAACUAGGCACCUGGCAUAUAGUCUAAGCUACUUGCUCUUCUCGCGAUACCAUCAAUACGCACUUACUGAGAGAGAACACUAUAUAAGAGGGAGCCCGCGACUUAGGCAAUUAGUAUCAAUUUAAAGAUGGCCGACACGAAAGCAGCCCCAGUGGACCCAUCCUACACCGUCCCACUCCUCAUCAACGGUAAAGAAGUCACUACUACGACCACCUUCCAAGUCGUUUCUCCUGUAUCCCAUAAACAACUAUGGCAGGCAUCCUCGGCCUCGCUGGAAGAUGUGAAGGCUGCUGUAUCAGCAGCACAAAGUGCCUUCCCUGCUUGGUCAAAGAUGAAGCCUGCUGCGAAGCGCGCCAUCUUCACGAAAGCCGCCGACAUCAUCGAUGCGCGGACGGCUGAGCUCACAGAGAUAAUGAACAGUGAGACCGGCUCGGUGUCAGCUUUUAGUGAAGGCUUCAUCGUGCCAAAGACGGCCGACAUGCUGAGAGACGUUGCAGGAAGAUUGGGGACGGUCAUGGGACACGUUCCUACGUGUGAAGAGGAGGGACAAAGUGCGCUUAUUGUGAAGGAGCCAUACGGUGUUGUGCUUGGGAUUGCGCCCUGGAAUGCACCCUACUUACUCGGUAUGCGCGCGAUUCUCUAUCCUCUUGCAGCAGGGAACACCUGCAUUCUCAAGGGAUCCGAACUUAGUCCCCGCAUAUGGUGGGCCAUCGGAAACAUCCUUACACAAGCUGGCUUACCAGCCGGGGCACUCAAUGUCCUUUUUCAUAGGCCAGAGGACGCCGCCCCGAUUACUGCCGCAUUGAUCGAGCAUCCUGCUAUCAAGAAGAUUAACUUUACGGGAUCGACGUCUGUGGGCCGAAUUAUCGCUUCUCUCGCAGGCAAAAACCUUAAGCCCGUUCUCUUGGAACUGGGCGGGAAAGCAAGUGCCAUUGUGCUUGACGAUGCUGAGCUAAAGAACGCAGCUGUCCAGUGUGCCCUUGGCGCAUUCUUGCAUUCUGGACAGAUUUGUAUGAGCUCAGAGCGAAUUCUGGUACAUAAAGAUAUCAAACCAAAGUUCAUUGAAGCGUUUAAAGACGCCGUGGAGGGGAUUUUCGGUGGAGAAAAUCCGGCCCCAGUCCUCGUAACCCCAGCAGGUAUCGACAAGAACCGACAUUUGAUUACCGAAGCAGUCAAAGCCGGUGCGCAAGUCGUGCAUGGCGACCCUAACAAGGAUGAGCUCCACCCGGAGACGAAAGAGGUCUCCAACACAAGGAUGCGACCGGUCAUCGUCGACGGUGUCAGGAAGGGUAUGGACUUGUUCUAUACAGAGUCAUUCGGUCCGUCGGUAUCGGUCAUCGAAAUCUCCAGUGACGAAGAGGCUAUCCAGAUUGCCAAUGACACCGAUUACGGACUGUCCGCCGCUGUGUUCACCGAGAACCUUGGGCGAGGUUUGAGAAUUGCGAAGCAAAUCGAAAGCGGCGCCGUUCACAUCAAUUCGAUGAGUGUUCAUGACGAGGUAGCGCUGCCGCAUGGCGGUGCGAAGGCAAGCGGGUUCGGCCGCUUCAACGGCAGUUGGGGGAUCGAAGAGUUUUUGUGGUUGAAGACGAUCACAUAUAAGGACUAAGUCUGAUCUGAUGACCUGGAGAUGGAAAACACGUGAACGAACCAUGACUGGCAGGCGGGACAACUGUGUUCGAAUACUGCAAUGCCUUGCAUGCUAGACUCGCUUGGUGUGUACACAUGAGGGCUCUUCAACAGAUCGAAACAGAAUUUCUAUAAAAUAUGGUAAAGAUUAUGAAACCCUCAUACCCUGGUGCAGCCGUUAGUGUCACAACUUGAUACCAAUUUGGUUUGUAAGACACCUAGGAAAUUCCUCGAAGAAGAGCAGGGCCGCCCACGCUCACUCGGGUUCAGUGGGGUCUCUCAUCUGUAACCCAAUUGCAGAUGGCCCUGCAUGCAAUCUUGUCACACAGCAUUUUGAUUGCGCUGACAGCGGGG
Cucurbitaria berberidis CBS 394.84 is the source of this 2013-nucleotide messenger RNA. RefSeq names its product aldehyde dehydrogenase. Gene Ontology annotation, molecular function: succinate-semialdehyde dehydrogenase (NAD+) activity. The record is from RefSeq and is a predicted model, not a curated record. Bases 161 to 1639 code for a protein of 492 amino acids. NCBI's taxonomy places the organism in Eukaryota, Fungi, Ascomycota, Dothideomycetes, Pleosporales, Cucurbitariaceae. The transcript has 4 exons.